Molecule: messenger RNA, 4181 nt
Organism: Gopherus flavomarginatus (Mexican gopher tortoise)
Lineage: Eukaryota; Metazoa; Chordata; Testudines; Testudinidae
Gene: VGLL1
Product: vestigial like family member 1
Exons: 5
Coding region: 926-1654 (242 amino acids)
Biological process (GO): regulation of transcription by RNA polymerase II
Cellular component (GO): nucleus
Source: RefSeq, a predicted model, not a curated record
UUAUAAAUUGUGGUUGAAUAGUAACUUUAAUGCAUGUGUACAUAUACACUGAUGUUUUAGAGCCAGACUUUGUAUCUCUGGUAAGAUUACUUUACAAUCUAUACAUUCUAUUUUUUCUCUCUUGUGCUAUGAAAGUUUCUGAAAAUGGAUAGGCACACUAAAACCAAACUUAAUUCCACCCAGAAUUGCAGCUUCUGCUGGGUAGCUUGCAUCAAGAUGACAGGUAGAAUGUGUUUAGGACAGAGAAAGUGAAGUUAAGCAAGCAACCUACCUAACUCUUGUAUUCUGUUGAGCAGAUACUUUUUUGUUGUACCCACAUGCACGGCUAUAGCCAUCACUUCAGUGGGACCAGAAAGCAGAGGGAUGUAAGGUGGGGUAGGAGACAGGGAAAAUGGAAAAUAAGGCAUCUGGGGGUGGCAUCUAAGCAAUCUUUCCUCUUCAGUGUUGAAUACAAUCUAUAUAAGUGACUUCAGGUAUGUCUGACCUUUUGUAGGAAGGUAACAUUUUUGAUCCUGGUCAUGUACCCAGUGAUUCUUUGCUACUUUUUUUUUUUAAACUAGGAACUGUUCUUCAGUGUAGAUAUUGUCUCCUUGAUUAUGUACACAUUGUCAACAAAAUCCUAUUUUUAAAAGCCUAUUUUCCUCAUUCCUGAAACAACCUAACCUGGUUGACUUGUUGGAGUGCAUUUCAUGCAUUCUUAGUAACAAGCUGAAGGAAACGCCUAAUUCAGUCACAGCUAGGGGGUAGAAAGCAGCUAGGGAGCUCAUGCACGCUCCCUGGAUUCUUCUGCAAAACUGACACAUCCGUGCUGGGAAAGGAUCACAGACGCCACUGCAUACCACAGCAUGACUGUUCAGAGUGUGGAUAGUCUCCCAGUGGGGCUUAACUGAAGGCAGUAAAAAUAAGGCACUGCUAGUUACUGAAGAUGGAAGCAGAAAGGAAAAACUCUCCAACACUGAGUAAAAGCAAACAGCCUGUGAAAACAGAAUGGGGGUCUCAGAGUGUUGUAUUUACUUACUUUCAAGGGGACCUUAACAGUGUGAUAGAUGAACACUUUUCUAGAGCGUUAAGAAAUGCCAAGAACCCACAAGAUCUGAGCACAAAGCACAAGAGUGAGGAUGUUACCCUGAAGAAAGAUAGCCACAUGUCUACCCAUCAGUGGAAUUUCUCUUCUCAUUGGACCAAGUCAUAUCAAUCAUCUCCUGCUACAAACACAUCGAAUUCUGAUCUGAAUUUGUCGGCUGCUGCUACAGACCACCAUCAGGCAUCAGUUCUGCGGAAUCCUCCUAUUCAGCCUGCAGAGUUGUGGCACUUCCCUUCGAUAGCUAAUCCACAUCUUACUGAUUCAGGAUAUCCUCGCUCCUUGCCUGACCCUCAUAUGGUGCAGGGACCAAUGUCUGAUGGGAAAUACGGUUCUUUUCUUGAUUUUCUGCAACAGGAAAGGUGCCCAGCAUCUAGCCAGGAAUCUGUCGUGAAGCAAAGCUCUAACUCAGCCUGUAUUACUGGAUCAGCUAGGUUACAAAAUAUGAGUCAAAGUUUAACUCCUGGGGAAGAAAGGAAAGCCAGCUCCUAUCAAAGCCCAGGAAACCCUAGCAUCACUCCUGCCAGUUCAGGUAUCCAGUCUCAGGCUAGAAGACAAGACUUAUACUUUUAGCCAAUGGACAUUUCUGCUUUAUUCCUGAAGAGUUCUUUCUGUGAACUUUUAUAAUUCGCAAUUGUGAAUCAGGAGGAAAUAGACCACAGCCAUUCUGUGUUUUUUCCAAUCAGCCAGUUGCAUGACUACACAUGCUAAUAUACUAUUUUGUAAAAGAGUGAUUUACUUCUAAGUAAAUAACUUCCAGCCUGUGUGAUUCUACCAUAGUAGUUUGCCUUGUAUAAAUGAAAUAUAUUUGACUGGAGAAGCAUUGCCCUUGGGCCCUCUAAAGACUCCUAGCACUUUAAAAUCCCCCUACAACCCUUUGUUUUCCAUCCUUUGGAAAGAAUUACCAUUAUGGGGGGAUGCAUUCAGUGCCACAAGCUUUCAUGUCCUCACACUGGCAAGUUCCCUUACUUGGCAGCUGGAUUUGAACUUGUUUAAAAUAGCUCAGUUGAGUCUGUUUACAGGAGGACUGAACAUGAGAAACAAGCCAACAUAGCCAAGUUCAUUUCUCCCCCGUCUUUAGAGAUUUGGAAACAUUAGGGAUCCGAUACUUGGAUUCAUACUUUCAAUUCCCUUUGGCAUCCACUGGAGACUCAAGGCUAUACAGAGGCAAUGCAGGGUUAGCAAGGUCUCCCCCCCCCCCAAGAUUUACUGCUUAGUUGGUGCUGAGCAUGCUCAGUAACACUGCUGAAGCCAGCUGCCCUCAGUGUGCCACCCCCACUAUCAGCAAGGAUGGGUCAUUUCUGAGGCUAUAUUUGUCCCUUAGUGACCAGUUCCAUCCUUGGUAUAUCUGUGCAGCUCCUUGGGGCUUCAGUGAAGUAGCACUAGUGGAUCUGGUAGGAAUUUUGGGUCUUUACUGAGCAAGAUGAAUGUGUUCCACAGCAAUAGACGUUAGAGCGGAGGAUGGCCUAUUAAGUCACUGGCCCAGUCUUCCUGUUGAUAGUGACUUGUAUCCUCCAGCGCUUUAUGUGGUUUAAUUUUAAAGCAACUUAAGUAAUAUGACUUGUGAGUAAUUAUUGCUGGGCAAGUGGCAGUACAUGGUAAUCCUCUGACCUUGGAGGGAUCUUCUUUUCACAAGCAUGUCCUAUUCAUGAAUUUCCACACACACACCCCUGCCCACUCCCCUGUGCUGCCUGCCCAGAAGACAUACUGCCUGUUGAUAUUACACACUCAUCUCUUAACUUUCACACUGAUCAUCUCUAGCAUACAUGUCUGCUGCGAUUACUGCAUGAAAAAAUCUCACCGGAUCAGUGUUCAAGUUCACAUGUGUAACUACUGCAGUAUCUCAUGGCAGAAAUACUGUACAGGAGCCCUUUCUAUCCUUUAUGGCAUUUGAAAGAAGCCAACUCUCUAAUGUAGGGCAACUGGUAGUGCUUUCUACUGGCCUCCGAAAGUAUUCAGGAAGUAAAGAUCCAGAGUAUCUUUUAAUAUGUACAUUUUCCUAAUUAUAGUCAUGCCACUAAUUUCUCCUAUUCAUAAGGUAUCUUGAGCUGAAUAAGCUCAGAGGACUGAAAAUAUUCAAAAGUUAUGUGGACAAAAAGACGUGAUCCAAUACACAGGGCCCCUUGCACACUCCCCUUGGUGAGUGGUUCUCAUCAAUAAUCGCCAUCUGCUUCAAUGGAACUCGUGAGCAACUACUCAGUAGCAGGAAUAGGGAGGUCUAACUAAUCCACUAUUGUUGCUUAAGCUGCUGAAUGGUAAGUCAUUGGGACUUUUAUAAGUUAAGAAGCCCCUCACUUUUGGGCAUUUCCCCCCCUUCCCACAUAUCUACUCUCUGCAUUGAAAGAUAUCCCUCUGGUGCAUUAAAUGGGUUACUACUUUCAUGUGCCAUCUCUACAUAACCUAUAAGCAAAUUUUACACUUGAAAAUCUAGAGUUUGCAACAGAUAGGCUAGAUCCUCAGCUAGUAUAAAUACGCUGAGCUCCAUUUACACUAGAUGACAAUCGGCCACGGUCUUUAAGACUUAGUCUAUCCACAGUCAUACCCAUUUAACUAAGGGUUUUAUUAUAUAUUGAUUUAGUUGAGUAACACAAAAAGUUGUUCAUCACUGUUUAAUCCUGGUUUAUAGCUGAUUGGCUUGCACUGAUAAGUUUACAGGCCUGAGCUAAAGACCAGUGACCUGUUUUAAACCCAUAAGAAUUUAUACACAGAAGUUGCACCAGUUUGACUGAUUUGUUAUACCAGUGCCACUGCUCUGCAAAAACAAAAACACUGAAAACUAACACUUCAUAUUUAGUCAGAACUGUUUUUCUUCUUCUGAUCCAGCAUUAGGUGUAGCUUUCCAAUAUGUUUCUUCUUUGAUAUUACUACUCCGGCCAUUCCAGCUCACAUUGCAAUGAGUUUUUAUCAUAUCCUUAAAACAUAUGAAUGAAAUCUACCCUUACUUCCUGGCUAACACAGGCCAAAGAAUUCUCUCCAGUAAUUCCUGCAUCAAAGCUGAUAUAGCUUCUGGUAAUAACUCAGAUGAAAUUACAACUUUGAAAUUGCAAUAGUUAAAAUGAUUUUCUUUAAAAAACUGAAGAUAUAAAGAUGAUAGUAUAAA